CAUACAAAUUAUGGAGAGUAGUAUUGAAAAGAAAGGUGAUUAUUAUUGUUAUUGUACCUCUCUGUUGAGUUUACCUGAAUCCAUUUUGGAUUGCAUUCUCAAGCGCCUUUCACCAAAAGAACUCAUUACAAUAUCUCAAGUGUGUACCAAUUUAAGGGUUAGAUGUAGAAGUGAUCAUUUGUGGGAAAACCAUAUAAAGAAGAAAUGGGGUAAAGUCUUUGGUGAUGUUGCUUACAAAGAGUGGCAGUGGCAUGUAACAAAAUCAAAGGAGGAAAAAGGAAACACCUUCUAUCAAAUGAUUAUCAAUGGUGAAAAUGAUGGGUCACUAGGGACUUUUAGUGGUUCUUGGCCUAUGCUAUGCCUUGGUUCAUAUUUAAUUGAUUCCAAGAAUAUUCUUAGUGGUCAAUUAUUAUUGUCAAAUAGCCUUAUGAUGAUGAUGGCUUUGUAUAUCUCUCUGGAAAAUGGCAAGUUUUGGUUCCCAGCACAAGUCUAUAGGGAAUUAUUAGUCAGUAAUGCCUUAGUCAGCUAUGAUUCCAAAACUAAUACCUUUCAAGCAAGGCAACAAAUGGGUGGUUGGAGGAUUAUAGGGAACAGCAUUAGGUGGGAUAAGGUGAGAGCUCCACCAAAUGAAACCUCUCAAUGCAAUAUUCCUCAUCAAUUAUCAGAUUCUUUACAUCACCUAAGGCCCGGUGACCAUAUUGAGAUUCAAUGGAAAGCAAGUACUGAAGUUCCUUACGAUUGGUGGUAUGCUGUAAUCGGUCACUUGAACUCAUGUAAGGAGGAUGAGAAUUGCUGUGGUUGUCAACACUCCGAGACGUUGAUGGUGGAGUUCAAGCAAUACCAUGUUGAGUCAGGGAUGAGAAAAGCAAGGCUACAAAGAAAUAAGAAUGGUCAACAAUGUGAAAAUCAGUGUGGAAUUUAUGGAGGAAUCAGAAAGCUUCAGAGUGAGGAGGAGAUUCAUAAAUGGAAGCAGCUCUUCCCACCUCAUCAUAAUCAAACUCCUGUUCCUGUAUAUCUCCCUUUAAAUCUUAGAAUGCACAAUUAAUGCAUCAUUUGCAUAAAAGUUUAAUUUUCAAACUUAUUAUCUUUAAAAAACAGGAGAGAA
This is a messenger RNA of Arachis duranensis, 1105 nucleotides long. RefSeq names its product F-box protein At2g26850-like. Lineage: Eukaryota; Viridiplantae; Streptophyta; Magnoliopsida; Fabales; Fabaceae. Gene Ontology annotation, molecular function: protein binding. Bases 11 to 1045 code for a protein of 344 amino acids. The transcript has 5 exons. The record is from RefSeq and is a predicted model, not a curated record.